AGAGGAGCUGAGUAUAGAAACUGUUCUCCCUCCUCCUUCCCUCCACCCCCUCAGAUUUUGGGGGGAGGGACUGGUCCUGCCUGGAGAGGGGUUGUUAGGAAAUCUUCCCACCACCUUGCUGGUAAGGGUGAGGGAGCUGGGUGUGUGGAGAAGGGAGGAGAGUGGGCCUAUCCCCUCCCCCCCCCCCCCCUCCUGGGCAGGGUGGGGAAGCUGGCAUGUGGGGGAGUGAGGCUAGGCCAGAUCUCUCCCCUAGCUGCGGGAAGAGGAGAACGGACACAGUCACUCCAGUGUAUAAAGCAAGCACCAGGCAAUCAGAGCAGCGCAGACCCCAGCAGGAGGCCUGGACAGCAAAAGAAUGUUUUCCCUCCUGCUCGCUCUUUCUCUGCUGGCGUGGGAGGCGGCGGCCGGCCUGACAGACAGAGCAGCUCCAGCUGCCUUGGGGGAUUUCACAGCUCUUUUCCAGUUGACCCAGCAAGACCCCUGGGAAAACGACGUUAAUCUUACCAGCAUGUCCUGUGAGGAUCUGAGGAACAAGACAUGGACCCACUUGCAACUGAACAACAACAGCCUGCAAGCCUUCCCUGCCUGCCUGCCUGGGGGACUGGAGGCCUUAGACCUCAGCACCAACCAGUUGCCUGCGCUGAGUGGCGUGGAGAUAGCGAACUUCCCAAAGCUGCGCACCCUCUGCUUGAGGCACAACCACAUCCAAGAAGUUGCGUGGGGAACCGGAGCCCUCCCGAGCCUCCAGUUCCUGGACCUAAGCGCUAAUAAAUUGUCCUCUCUGCCAUCAUGCCAGACGGCCCACCUGCCAAACCUGAAGUGGCUGUCGCUGGCCGGAAACCCCAUCACUGCACUCCAGCCUCUGGCUUUCUCCUGUUAUCCGCAGCUACAGUUCCUGAACUUGUCUGCCACUCUGCUAGGGCAUGAGAGUGGCGGAGGGAUUAGCGCGUCAGCCUUUGCCAUGAACGUGUUGCAGGGAGACACCGGGAACAGAGCUAGGAGCACCAUUGAUGUGCUUGACCUGAGUGGGACCUUUCUCGAGAAAAUUCAGCAGGAGUGGGCACAGGACUUGGUCAGCCUUAGGUCGCUCCACCUUGCAAGGAUGGCCCAGCUGAGGAGCUUCGAUACGGAUCUAUUCAAGUCACUGCCCAGACUGAGAGAACUGAAUUGCCAGGACUCCCGUGCGCUGAGCGGGGUGAGGACGGAGCUAUUUGACGAUGCUCCUCACCUGACCUUUCUCACCUUCCAGAACUGUAACCUGAGUUCCUUUAAUCCUUGGAAUAUCAACUCAUCAGGUAGCAUCAGCAUCAACCUGUAUGGAAAUCCUUUAGAGUGCAACUGUGGACUUUCCUGGCUCCUUUCUGAUCCGGAGAGAGUUGUACUGCAAAGGGCAUCCGACACAAUUUGCAACACAGCCUCGGAAGACAGAGAGAAGCCUUCAUCCUCAUCGUCUCUUUCGCUGUUACAACUCUAUGAUGAAUGCCAGGCCAAGAGAAACACCACAUUCCCCACAUCAAACACUCCCCCUCUCACAGAAGACUCUUCCAACCUUCCCAUUAUCGAUUCCACUACUGCGGCAGCAACGAUGGACUCUACUCUAUUUGCCGAAGAACAUUAUAGUGACUCCUUGGUGUCACGAAACAUGGUAAGUAUGACGCAAACAGCUCAGAUGAAGAACGAUCCCACAAGUGCGGACACUUUUUCCAAAUCUACUACCGAUCCCACUACUGAAGGAACCACAGCCACCUCUUCAACAAUUCUGGGAGAGCUUUAUGGCGACUCCUUAACUCAGCAAAGCACUGCGAGUACAAUCAAAACAGAUCCAUUGAAGAGAAAUGCUACAACGACCACUGCUCUGUUUCCCCAAGAGGAAACAUUCUACCAGUCUACUAAUAACCCUUCCACUGAAGCGACAGGACCAACAGGGACAAACUCUCCUAUUUUUCCUGGCACAGUAAGUCCAUCUCAGACAGAUCAAUGGCCGCAAAAUCCCACAAAGACAAACCUUAUUCCAAAUCCUACCCAUGCUGUAAUACACAUGGAUUAUGAAGAUGACUAUUACGAAGAUCAAUCAAAGGAAAGCAUAACUCAACCGAUAAUAGUCUCUUGUGACUACGACCCCUGCCACCACCUCCAGAAGCCAUGCUCUGAACUUCAGAGGUUGUCCCCAUGUCUGUGUCCUGGUGUGUCUGGAGAAGACACUGUUCCAGAUCCACCGAGGCUCAGAGAAGUGUCUGAAACGACAGACACAUCAGCUCAGAUCCACUGGUGUGCCCCCAGUUCAGUCGUUCAUACUUAUCAACUUGCAUACCAUUCCAAAGGCAGCGAGAAGAGCCUGGUUGAUGAGAUCUAUCCCACAGCGAGGCAGCAUACGCUAUACAAACUUUCACCAGACACCACCUAUUGGGUGUGCGUGAUUGCUUCUAACAAAGCAGGAUCGAGCCAGACGACGAGUGAGAAGAUUUUGGGCAAUCCAUGCACCCAGUUUACAACAAAGCCCAGCUAUAUAUCCAUCUUUGUGGUCUUGUCCCUAGCAAGUGGGGUCUUCCUAAUCACCACCAUGGUAUUGUCUGUGUGUCUGUAUCAGAAAUGUAAAAAGCCUCACGCUGAGCAAUACGGCACACACCUCAUCUCUUAUAAAAACCCAGCAUUUGAUUACCCCUUAAAACUGCAGCCAUGUAAUUAGCCCCAGGUAGUUUUGUCAACAUAUUUUGCAGUAAAACAUCUUAUAGCAACACAUCUAAGUGGGAUCCAGCUGCUCACUUGGUUAUGAGUUCCUCACAGGGCUGACUUCAUCUCUGUUGUAAUUUCAAAGAAAUUACACUGGGGACAGCUGUGGCUCCGAAUGCUUUGUUUUGUUACAACAGGACACCACCUGGCCUGUUUCUGAGAUCUCUAUUUUCCAUUUCCAAAGAUUUGUGUUUGGGGUGAAGUUUCUCUUUUUAUUAUAAUGUAUAAUUAUUUUCUGGCAGCUGAUCGGGAGGUCCCAAUGAUGAUGAUUUAAAAAUGAAGUGAGGAGGGAUACGGGUGGCACAGCCUUUAUAUGGAAGGAGGAAGAGGCAUAGUCCUGACGUUCCUUGGCUAUAGUACUUCUCUAAACUAAUCUAAGGUGAUGUUGAAGCACCCCGAAGAAAAGCCCUGAUAGAAAUAAUCCCUAGCAUGUAUAUAGUGCCUUUCAGCUGUAGAUAUCAGUGUUUUACAAAGGUGCAAGGGUUUAUAGAUUUUAAAAUCAGAAGGGACUAGUGUGAUCAUCUAAUCAAACCUCCUACAAAACAGUGACCAUAGAAUUUUGUCCUGUGAUUCCUGCGACAAGCCCCUAAUUUCUGGUUGGUAAAACAUCUGUCAUAGCAUAUACCCCUUGUACAGAUGGGGAAAUUACCAAGAGGAAUGGCGAGCUGUUUUUUUUUAAAAGGUCUUUAGGUGCCUAAAGGUACUUUUGAAAAUCCCUGUAGGCCCCUAUCUGCAUCAUUAAGCACUUAAAGACCUUUUAAAAAGCUGGCUCAAAGUCCACAGCCCUAUUUAGGUGGCUAAAUAGCAAUGUCCUCUUUAUCAAAAAUGCUGUGCACACACAAAUCCACUUGCCCCUUUGAAAAUCAGGCUACCCUAUUUAGGAGCCUCGCUAUGGAUGUAAGAGCCUGACAUUAGGCACCCAGCAUUGGAAAUAUGGACGUUUGGGCUUUUGUUUAAAUACCUACUCAUCCCCAAACACUUUUUUUGAAAGUGUUACCAUCCUGCCUUAUUAGUGCAUGUCCCUGAGACUAAGUCUACAUAAUAGCUGGCUGGUGCAACAGGGACUCGGUUGGGAUUGUACUCGGAUAACUAGACUGAGCCACGCUGCCAUGGCCACACUGUUGUUAUUAAGUAUCAGAGGGGUACCUGUGUUAGUCUGGAUCUGUAAAAAGCAACAGAGAGUCCUGUGGCAUCUUUAAG
This is a messenger RNA of Trachemys scripta elegans, 3930 nucleotides long. RefSeq names its product leucine rich repeat neuronal 4 (gene LRRN4). NCBI's taxonomy places the organism in Eukaryota, Metazoa, Chordata, Testudines, Emydidae. The transcript has 5 exons. Bases 356 to 2686 code for a protein of 776 amino acids. The record is from RefSeq and is a predicted model, not a curated record. Gene Ontology annotation, molecular function: protein binding.